UGAAAUCCCGCCUCUGUGCAAAUUGUGCUAUUUUGAGCGCUUCGAGUAUCCGUAUGUUGGUUACCAGAUGCCAAAGCUAAGCAACGCUUUCUGCAGAGAGAGUGGUUAGAACGUAGGGUGGUGUUGUAUUUUUACAUGGUUCUAGUAUGGUAACAGUAUUUUACCGUUUUUCUAAUACUGUUGACAUAGAUCCAUUAAUAUUAUCUUGUUUUCAAACGGUCUCGGGGAACCAGCAGUUGUGGCAACAGCAUGGAACAGUGCAAUGACUGGGUUCAAAAUAAGAAAGUUAUCUAAAUGUGUAAGUAGCGUAUUAACUAGGCAAACGCGCAUAUUAUUGAACCCAACCUUGACAAGGAAUGGACUGUUUUUGACUUGGUCGGGCAACCCGCCUUUAAAAAGAAUUACAGUGACUUUGCUAGAACCAUUUAAUUUAAUACAAGAACUAUGCAAUACUCGUUUAGAAAGUGAAAAAACAAAAGCGAACUUGCAGGCGACGAACCACAUGCGUGGUAGUAAUAGUCAUAGUCGUACUUGUUCUCGUGGUUUGUUUCAAAACCGUAAUGAAAAACAAACAACAGCAACAACUAACCCAGAGUCGACUAAACUUUUCAAUGAAACUUCUGGAUCGGGUAGGGAGCCCGAUUAUUGUAUCCAAAAUACUUUAAAUCGUAUUCAUUCACUACGUUCUGAAAAUAUAAGGAGAAUUGCUGCUAGUUUUUACGAAAAAAACAUUCCUCUAGAGACAAUUCAUCAACAAACUUCACCUCGAAGAAAGCCAACUUUAUUCAUGCAGCCUGUUGUUGGCUCGAAGUCAGAGACUAAACUUUCUGAUGAACUUGUUACCGCUGGAAUGGAAGGUGACGGACAGCAACAUUUGCAGCUAGGAAUUGCAGCCAGCCCUGGAGUGUGUAUAGGUCCCAGCGCCGAUGAAGGCAGAUUAAUUUCUCAUUUGAAAGUUGAUACAAGAGAACUCCUGGAUGCUGAAAUCAAAAAUGCUCAAAAAGAAAAAAGAAAGAAGAAAAAGACCAGAACAAAAACCAAAAAAAAGAAACUGAAGCCAACCGCAGCCUGUUUGGACAAUCUGUUGGCAGAACUGCCGUUUGCUAACCCAGAAAUCAAGGAGGAGUUUGGCAUUAUAACGUCUGAAAAAAGUCUGAAGAAAAAGAGAAAAAGAACACUGGCCGCAGAGAGUGAAGAUGAUGCAGGAAAAAAGAAGAAACCUCAACGCCCAAAUUACUUUGUGUCCAUUCCAGUCACAAACCCCAAGAUUUUAACCGGUAUUGAAGCCAUUCAAGAUGCGAUCAUACAGAAGGAUCACAGAUUCUCUAAGGCUAUGAUUCCAGCUGGCACCCUUCAUAUCACCCUGCUGGUGACCUACUUGGGCAAUGAAGAAGUCAACAUGGCAGUUUGUGCCAUGACUGAGAUGAAGGAUACCCUUCUGGAUAUGCUGCAGGGGAAGGAGCUGGUUUUACCUUUUCAUGGAAUCGGACAUUUCCGAAGCGAAGUGGCAUUUGUGCAAAUGGCAGAAGGAGAGCAUGUGAUAGCGCUUACAAAAAUUGCAGAGACUGUUAAAAAGAGCUUUGAAGAAAAGGGCAUCUUGGUCACGGAUAGCAAAGCUUUCAAACCACAUCUGACCUUCAUGAAGCUCUCAAGGGCACCAAAGCUGCGCAGUCAGGGCAUUAAGAAGCUGGACCCAAAGCUGUAUGAGAAUUUUGAGCAUCACAAUUUUGGAGAGGAGACAGUAGCUCGGCUUGAUCUUUGCUCCAUGCAGAAGAAAAAGCAACCAAAUGGAUACUACCAUUGUGAGGCCUCCAUUGAUUUUGGUGAAAAACAUGUGGCUGAGCCUGAUGAUGCGGAACUAGUGAGCCUCAGUAAGAGACUGGUGGAGAGUGCUGUCCUCAAAGCUGUGCAGCAGUACCUGGAGGAGACUCAGCUGAACAAACACAGGCAUGCUGAUGUUAGCCCAUCUAAGACUGAGGAAAACCUUAAUGACAAUGAACACAGGAAGUGAACUUUGUAGCACAAAUCUCCUGGAGCCUUUAGAAUCAAGGCAAAACUUGUGAAGGAGCGUGUUCAGAGUUUCAAGAUUGCAGGAUUCAAAACAGCACAAUGACAAGCAAUAGUGUCGAAGUCUUCAAUGUUUCCUUAAAAAAAAAUUCAAAUCCAUCACUCUACACCUAGCAGUGAUACAGUGUAAUAAUGAAUUGCAGCAGCCUCUCUAAUUAACCUCAAAUUGCUGUGUGGUUAUGUGCACUGUUGGUAUUUGUCCACUCUCCAAAGAGCUGAUACCAGUACCUUUAUCUCUCCCUCUUUACUGAAUCCUUCAUGCCAAUUUUAAUCCUGGUUUUCUACAUUGUUUGGCAUCAUAGAAUUGGGUUUGUUCAUUUUUACACGUCUUCUCCUUGAUGGCUACUGGGAUAAAAGCAUAUUAAAUGAAAUGCUCUCAAUGAAAUGUCAAGACCCAGCUCUUGCCGAAAAGAGAAAAGAGAUUUUUGAAGAGCAGACGGGCUCUCUGUUGAGCCCAUUGGGAUGGAAAUUAGGGGAGAUUAAAGAAGUCCUGCGGUACCAGGAAACACAGAUCAGGCUGUGUGACUGCUUGCCCCUUUUACUGACGGCAAGAGACACACAUUGGAAAACAGUGCAAAGACAAUCAGUCUUUAUUAAGCUACGUUUUACUACAGAUAUUCUCUGUACUGUAUUUCUAUCCAUCUAAUUUUAAACAUGCAAGUUGCCAUGGGCAAACUGCAGUUAAAAUGUUGUUGUGAAAAAUGUUUGUCAAUUCUUUUUUUUUUUCUUUGCUAUACAGUAAAUAUACGCUACCAUUAAAACUAAAUUGCUAACUGACACAAAUCAAUUGAUUUAAGUAAAGGUUUACACUAUGGUAGGCGGGCAGCCAUAAUAGCAUCAUUACUUUUAAUUUGAUGUUUUCAAUGUAAGCACAUUGUGUCUUCUUUUUCCUUCAGGGGGAAAGCAUGAUACAGACUUCAUUAGGAAGGCUUUGCAUACAGAAACUGUGAGUCUAUUGAAGCAGCUCGCGCGGAUAAGAGAGUUAUUGUGCAACCAGCAACACUGGAGAGAAUCCACAGAGAGAUGGCUGCAGCCAGAGUUCAGCCCCAUCACCAGCAGGCAGACUAACUGCACUGAAGAAAUUUGCUCUUCACACAUCUGAGGGCUGGAACAGAAUGUAAUCAUUUAGCACACGGGGUAAAGCAAAGCAAUUCUGCCCUAUAUAUUAUUGGAUAUGCUAAUUUCAAAGUGUAAGAUGGACCCAAAGGGUCUCCAGAAUGUUACUGUGUGUGUGUGUGUGUGUGUGUGUGUGUGUGUGUGUGUGUGUGUGUGCGAAUUAUCAUUUUUUCUUUUAGUUUCUAAUCAAUGUGUUUUUGUUUUUCCCUUCCAAUGUGUAAAUCCUUGCACAUUUUAUAUUUUAGUUGUAUAAACAUGCCUAAAUGGAUUUUUUCCCCCUCGUUUUGUGAAAUGCCGUGAAAUAUCUGACAUUACCAUGUGGAUAUAGCUACAUCCUUGCACUGUCCUUUAUGUAUUAAUGUAAUUUGAGUCACAUUAAAUCAUACUGGUACCAUAUGAAAAAAGAUAUGCAUUUGCAUAUACCAUGUAUUUUAAAUGUACAGUAUAUGUAUAAUAAUUUGGAAAACUUUAUAGCGCAGAGAACAAAAAUCCAAUAGCAAAGUUUUAUAUAUUGGCUCAAGUUUCAUGUUUAGAUACAUACUUAGAUCAGAGUUCACAUUUGCACCUGAAUGCAAAUUCAUAAUAAAAUGAAUGUUUUACCAGUUAAUCUUCAUGUCAAAGCAAUGACUGAAAUAAAACUGGCAACCCAAUAUAUAAUUUAGUUCAAUACAACUUUAUAACAACAAAUUGAGCCAGAAUAGUUGCAAACAUUGCCUUUAUGAGAAUAAAGCUUGAUGAGUUUUUCUCCCAGCAUUCUUAUAAUGUUUAAAUAAAGACUUUUUUUUAUUUUUAGUCUAUUCAUCCAUCACAUAAAUAAACUCCCUUAUGAAAACAAAACAUCUGCUCCCACUGUUAAUACAAGGAGAUUGUUGACAUAAUUUAUAAUGAGCAAGCGUGCCAACACUGUUAAUGUGCCAGUGUCUGCAAUCCACUUGGGCAGGUGCAGCAGUUUAACCAGCACAGGGAGCAUUGGGCAUAAUCCCAGGGAGAAAUCCUUGAUUGAUAAUGUGCUGAAGGAACAAGAAUAUGGACUAGCAUCUCAGCUGUCAGUGCCUGUUGUUUUUACUAUAGAUCCUUACAUCCAAGCUGAUGUCGCUACACAGCAAGCCAUUGUUACCGUUCUGCUGUAGAUGCCAAUCCUGGCAAACAAUACUGCAUUCUUCACUGUCUGUUGAAAAACAUAGACUAAAACCUCAUAGCUGACCACUCAUUUUCCCCAAUAAGAGUGCUUUCAAGAUGUUUCAAUAUACAUGAUUAGUUAAAAAAAAACAAAAAAAAAAAACAGUAUUUUGUUUGGCUCUUUUCCAUUAACCUCCAAACACCUUUCGGUCUGUUCAUGAGCUAUUUGUUAAGCUGUCAGUUUAGACCUUGACAUUCCUUGGGAAAUAUAACCGGCAGUGUAUGCGUUUUGUGCAUUGUGUACAGUGGACAUAGUGGGAUGAUACUGAUAGGAGGGAGAACAAGUGACUUGCAGUCAUUAAGUUUAUCUAAUGUUUAAAUUACUGCACAUAGACUCCAACCAUAUAAUACUAUGGCAACAACUAUUGCUUUGGACUUUCAACCCAAGCAAAUGCUUCUGUUACCGGCUCUUCUCCUAUCAGUAGCACUGUUUUGAUAAACAGGCUUGAAACUUAAAAAUCAAGAGGCAAUUGAUGUGUACAGGUUGUGGGGCAAUGCAAUGUGAGUGGUAGAAACCCCUGGCAUGUAUUGUGCUUCAUGCAUCACUUCCAUUUACUGAAUUCGGUCAUUAGGAAUAGUCAUCUCAUCAAUCUAGACAUGCCGAAUUGUUACGAGACUGCUGCUUCUACUUCAUCUAUUACAUGUUCUAGCAAACAACCGAAUUCUGUGCACAUCGAUGUGCAGUGGGCAGGGAGCUGCUUUCUGUUCAUUGCAGCUUAACCCUUCUGUGACAUUACUAGACCACUUUUGGAAGCUACUUCUAAAGUGAGCACCGGUUUGGUAGGUCCCAUUUUGUAACCUUGGCUUUUUGUUUUUUCUCACUUCCUGCCAGAAGUAACUGAAUACGUGAAUGACUGCCACAGAAUAAGUUUAUUUUGAAAAAGUUUAUUUGAGUUCAAGUCCAAUAUGAGUUUGGCAACACAAAAUAGGUGAUUUUUAUUUACAUAUAUACAGUCUGGCCACUGUGAGGGUGGGUGGUGGUACACAAAUCCAAAUGAAAACCCGUGGUGUCCCGAAACAAUCCUGUGUGUGUGCAAAAGCUCCUCGACUCCGCCUUCCUCAGUCACGUUCUGUUUUUGGAAACAAAACCACAAACACAUAAUGGCACCCUGUCACCCCUCACUGUCUUUCUUGUCUCAGGCUUCUCGCCCAACAACCAACCGCGGCGAGACAACACGCUCCCUUUUGUACGCCAAACCCCACCCCUGCAUUGAGCCGAACGCCAAUCAAUCUUGCUAUCAGGUGUUCCUAAAAGAUGGAGACUUCUAAAUGCAAUCCUGGUAAGGGAAACGGUUGGCUCAGCACCCCCUACUGUCGGAAAGGCCGAAUUGCAGACUGGACCCCCUUUAGCUCACAGAGAUUGAUAUCCAAUUAAUUAAAUUAAAAAGUAAAUUAAAUUCAGUCUUCAUUUUGAAUCUAUUGUACAGCUAUGGGCAAAAGUUUUGCAUCACCGAGAAUGAUAAUAGAAAAAAAAACUAUAUGAGCAUAAUUUAGAUAUUUUAUUUAACAUCAUGUAACCAAAGAAACUACAACAUGAUAUCACAAAAAGUCUGCUGGAAGCCAUAAUAGUAGUACAGUAUUUCAUGUUAGAUUUUGAAAUGUCAAAUUUUUGGUUAAGUAUAUUGAAAACUGCAAAGCGGUAUGCAAUACAAUAUGUUAACAUUAUUCAGCAGGUUUCAUUUGACUUUAUGAAGGAAAAUGAGUUAAUUCUAUAGGGUGAUGCAAAACUGUAAGCCAUAGCUGUACAUCAUACAAAACAGCCAGUAGUAUUUAUACUCAUGACCUUCCCGAACAUGGAACAUCACAUCUAUUCUUGUGCUGUAGAAAUUGCUUGUUCGAUUCCUUUAAAUGGAGCAUUGAUUUUCUGCCAGAUGCACUUUACAUGAUGCCUCUCCAAAUAUCAGUGUAAUUUAAUGUUACAUCAACAAAAAUACAUCAUAAUUACAAUAUAUACCAUGUUCAGUGGUUAUUGGCAUCUCCAUUUCGGUUUGAAACUUAAACCCAAUGCAGAAUGUCUUUUAGUCUGUUUUAAAGACAUAUUUAAAACUCCAGUACUUAUAAUAAUUUUCCAUGCAGGCUUUUAACUUUAAUAAUAAAUUUAUUUCAUCAUCACUGGACAAGCAGGGUCCCCAUGCUUGUAUCUUAAAGGUCCUCUAGAGUGUUGAGAAUCUUUUGGUUCUUUGUUUUUUAGUUCAUUCAGGAUAUGCAAAUAUUUCAACACAAAGAUAAACUGCUGCAUCCUAGUACCUUUGCUGUAGGUGUCUGAUUUCCAGCUAUGUUUGAAUUACAAUACAUAAACGGCUGGUUUCAGAGACCCUAAUUAGCAGUAGUCUUCGACCACCUAAUGUUAAUUUAGGUAAAGUAAUCCAAGAUUAGUGCUAAUCGUGGACUGUGAAACCAGCCGAAAGUGAUUAGUAUAAAAUACAAGCAAAGAUCAGAGGGUUUUAAAACAGAAAAAAGGGGAGCCAGUGAUAAUAUUGCUAACACCUUGUUUUAAAACCAUUGUUAGCACCCCAGAGCCGUGGUGUCUUUUGAUUCUGGUGAGGUACCCAGUGGCACUGGAACAAUUUUUAAAGUGGGGGUGCUGAAAGCCAUUGAACAAAACUGUAACCCCAGCACCCCUAGUUCCAGCACCCCUGGAGGUACCAUAGUGGUUUACCUGUGGGUGACACGGCAUUUAUCACUGUCAGACAGGCACAGACAGACUCUUAGAUUCCAUUGUGCUGUAUUCCCAAGCGUGCCCUCUUUGAGAAAGACCUGGUACUUCCAGCUGUCUCUUAUCACAAGUUCCUCUUAGUACUCUUAUAAAUAACCCAAAUGCAAGCAUGGGGGCACAAGAUAGCAAACCGGAGGCACGUCUAAUUAUGUUGUCUGGUUUCUAAUCUAAAUGAAAAACAAAAAAAGGCGUACAGACUCAACUUGCAUUAAUGCUGUUUGCAAGACAGUAAUAUGACAGUAGCCUCCCAAAACUACAGUAUAUUUAGGAUUUUACAAAAAGCUGUUUAAUUAUUGAUAAGUACACAAAAAAAAAAUACACAUUUUAAUAUCAAAAAAUGUCUGCUUGUGUGCGCAUCAAGGUGAAAAAGAAAAUCUACCUUUUUGUAAAUCGACGUUUCGCGAAUGAUCAUAUUUUCAGCUAAUGAAAGUUUUUUUUUUUGUUUUUUUUGUUUUUUUUUUGUGCAGGGUUAAGAAAUGACAUCCCAAAGCAAUUAACCUGGUUUGCAUUGAUCCAUUGGGACAGGUCACAAAGAUUAAUGGCUUUAUCAGACCUGCAUUAAAAGGCAAUUACAUUUGUGGUUAAUAAUGUGUAAGAGUGCAAUUAAUGUAAUUUACAAUGGAACUCUAUGUAGGAUUGUGUAAGGCUUUGAUUAUUUGCUUCAUGUAUUUUGUUUUUGUUUUGUCUGAUUAGAAAGAAGACACAUUCGGGUCUUAAAUGUGUCACAUGAUGACCAUGAAAAAUCAAACACUGAUAUGCAAAAUGCAGUCUCGAUAUGGAAAUAAUUAUGCAGCUCUAACAGACCUCAAAUGUGUUUGUUGGUGUUUUUUUUUUUUUUUUUUUUUUUAAUUAUUAUUAUUACUAUUACUAAUGAUAAUCCAUGUGAUUUACUCACAUAAAUUCUUCUGUGAGAAGGAUUCAGAAUUUACCUUGUCUUUUUUAUUUGUAAAUGACAUUGUUUUGUUGUACAUUGCUGAGUUUAAAUUUAGAAU
Messenger RNA from Acipenser ruthenus (sterlet), 8070 nucleotides. Its product is annotated as A-kinase anchor protein 7-like. Gene Ontology annotation, molecular function: protein kinase A regulatory subunit binding. Lineage: Eukaryota; Metazoa; Chordata; Actinopteri; Acipenseriformes; Acipenseridae. The coding region runs from base 263 to 2011 and encodes 582 amino acids. The transcript is spliced from 8 exons. Gene Ontology annotation, cellular component: cytosol. The record is from RefSeq and is a predicted model, not a curated record.